Molecule: messenger RNA, 2301 nt
Organism: Homarus americanus (American lobster)
Lineage: Eukaryota; Metazoa; Arthropoda; Malacostraca; Decapoda; Nephropidae
Product: mucin-2-like
Exons: 4
Coding region: 1-2301 (766 amino acids)
Source: RefSeq, a predicted model, not a curated record
AUGACUCCAGAUAUGGUGAGGAUGUGUCGCGUCGGCUCUCUCUCUCUUCUGGUGUGUGUGGCAGUGGUGGUUAGUGGUGAGGAAUUAUCGUCUUUGGGAGGCGAUUCACACAACGACGAGACGACUGCCCACGGCAACGUCAGCAAGAUAGAUCGUGGUCCAGCGCGCUUCAACUUCUCCCAUGAGGUGAAGCAGCCCAUGUACGGUAACUUCUACGGCCAUGCAUCCCAACGUGACGGAGAUCGUAUCGACGGUAGCUACUACGUCCUCCUCCCCGACCGUCGCCUUAUGACCGUAAACUACUAUGCUGACACCUCCGGCUACCAUCCUACGGUAUCCUACAGUCCCAUCCAGGCAACGGGGAUGUUCCAGAACUUCCUCUUCGGCGCCGAGGCCAAGUCAGGAUGGGGAAUGAAGGUGUCUUCUGGGGCCGCCUCCUCCUCAACCCCGUCACCACUUCUUACAGCAUUCGGUACACAGAGACCCGCCAACACUCUCUCUGGCGCCUCAUCACUGGUUACUAGGACGGUCGUGCCAGCCAAUAGCGUUACUCCAAGACCCCAAGGUGCAGCGGUGCCGACCAAUCGCGUUACUCCAAGACCCCAAGGUGCAGCGGUGCCGACCAAUCGCGUUACUCCAAGACCCCAAGGUGCAGCGGUGCCGACCAAUCGCGUUACUCCAAGACCCCAAGGUGCAGCGGUGCCGACCAAUCGCGUUACUCCAAGACCCCAAGGUGCAGCGGUGCCGACCAAUCGCGUUACUCCAAGACCCACGACUGCGAGGACUAACACAGGCUAUAUAUACACAGCUCCCACGACCAGACGACCUGUAGUCACGACAACACGUCCUCCAACAACAACAACUCGUCCUCGACCGACAACAACACGUCCUCGACCGACAACAACACGUCCUCGACCGACAACAACACGUCCUCGACCGACAACAACACGUCCUCCACAACAACAACUCGUCCUCGACCAACAACAACUCGUCCUCGACCGACAACAACACGUCCUCGACCGACAACAACACGUCCUCGACCGACAACAACACGCCCUCGACCAACAACAACACGUCCUCGACCAACAACAACACGUCCUCGACCAACAACAACACGUCCUCAAACAACAACUCGUCCUCGACCAACAACAACAACGUCCUCGACCAACAACAACACGUCCUCGACCGACAACAACUCGUCCUCGACCAACAACAACUCGUCCUCAAACAACAACUCGUGGUUACUUACCGCCAUCGCGAGGGUCCACAGCUGCCACGCCCACCAACACUCAGGCCUCCUCCCCACACCCGACCUUCUUCCCGAGCUUCUUCCCGUUACCCAGAGGCGCCAUCCCUAUCGCCUUCCCUGGCAGCGACGGACACAACGGAGGGAGUGGUUUUCUCCCUCCUCCAGUUAUUGGCGUAAACACUUUCGGCAGGAGACUCAACAGUAACGCGUUCGGUAGGAGAAUUAACACUAACGGUAAGACAGACAACAGUAACAACGGAAACAAGGCUACUACCAACAGAAGCACCGACGACUUUGGCAGAAAAAUCAACAGUGGUAAAUUUGGAGGUUCGGGAUCAGGAACGAAGAACGAGAUAAACACAGUAACUAAUGAUAAAUCUAAUAACGGGAACAACAAUAAUAACAACGGAAGAAACAACAACAACAAAGGCUAUAAUAGAAACAACGAUAACGUCAACACAAACAGAGAAAACAGUAACACCGCCUCGAGAAACAACGGCAAAGCUAUCAACGGAAAUAACGACAAUAACGGUAAUAACGGUCAGCGGGGAGAUAGGAAGAAUUACGCUUCAUCUCAGUCAAUAGGAAAUCAGGUCAACGGGGAAGACCUAUCAGAAAAGGAUGUCCUAUUUAAUAAUGGCUUCUCCUUCUUUGAGUUUAAGAGACUAACCACGACACCCAGGCCUACAACCACGACGACGACAACUAGCAGCACGGGAUCCACCGCUACCACAACACCUUCACCCUUCUUCAGACUCACUACGACUACGCGGGUCCCCAUCAGUAGCACAACAGAACACGAGUACGACAGAGAGGCGGGUCCUGCUUAUAUCCCAGUACCUGGUCUUACGGCUCUUGUAGCGGACGCCCCAGUGCCGCCCCAGGGUCGUUCAGUAGAGGCAGCAUCAACACGACCUUCCACACUGGGAACGACGACCCCUCGACGACCUGCCACUCCUACAGUUCCAAUCACAACUCUAAGACCAUCGUCAGUACCUAUCAUCACUACAGAGCUCUCACCGUUCUUCAAAUUCUUCGGGAGAAAGAUUUGA